Messenger RNA from Rosa rugosa (rugosa rose), 381 nucleotides. Its product is annotated as secreted RxLR effector protein 161-like. The record is from RefSeq and is a predicted model, not a curated record. Bases 1 to 381 code for a protein of 126 amino acids. NCBI's taxonomy places the organism in Eukaryota, Viridiplantae, Streptophyta, Magnoliopsida, Rosales, Rosaceae. The transcript has a single exon.
AUGCAAGCAGCAAAAAAAGUUUUUCGUUAUUUGAAAGGAACGGUGGAGUUGGGUGUGUUCUAUAAGAGAGGAGGUGCUGAAGAAUUGUUGGUGUAUACUGACAGCACGCCAGGUGCUAAGGAACUGUUGGCAUAUACCUACAGCGAUUAUGCCGAAGACACUGAUGAUAGGAAGAGUACGUCCGGUUACGUGUUUGUGUUAAGUGGUGGAGCAGUUUCGUGGUCUUCAAGGAAACAACUUAUGGUGACGUUGUCUACCACUGAGGCGGAGUUUGUGGCAGCAGCUUCAUGUGCCUGUCAAUGUGUGUGGAUGCGAAGGGUUCUAGAGAAGAUUGGCCAUUCACAAGACAAGUGCACCACCAUAAUGUGUGAUAACAGUUAA